This is a messenger RNA of Podospora pseudopauciseta, 926 nucleotides long. RefSeq lists its product as uncharacterized. The transcript has 2 exons. Lineage: Eukaryota; Fungi; Ascomycota; Sordariomycetes; Sordariales; Podosporaceae. The coding region runs from base 1 to 315 and encodes 104 amino acids. The record is from RefSeq and is a predicted model, not a curated record.
AUGAAGGGGCUCGGAUGCGGCUUUGAUGGCUUCCGUCUGAUCAGGAUUGGCAGGACCAAAAAGUGUGGUGACAACAGUGACGAGAGUGCUGUCGGCAUGAAUACAAGUGACAUCUCUGAAAGCAUGGCGGCCCGACAACUCAAGAAAGCCGGGCUGUGGUAUCCCGACGUUCCACCCGACGACAUCCAACUCAACGGUGACAAAUUCCACCCACUGAAGUUAUACUUGCUGGGGUUCAAGCCUAUCUUUUGGACGCAUUUUUGGAGGGCCAGGGGGCAGGUAUCUCCAGCAUCUCUCCAGCAUCUGUUUGCAUGACUAUCGCCGUUUGGUUUUAAGUACUAGACAGCGGAUAUCCCUGAUCAAUGCAAGACCUUUGGUCGGUGGGCAGAAACCGAACCGCAACGCCAGAAAACUACCCGUCUCGACAUUGAUGAAACUGGGCGAGAGAACUUUUAGUAUUAGAAUUCUUCAUAGAUUCUGCAGAGAUGGUCAAGGCCUUGAGUACACCGAUGGGGUUCUGGUUUCUUUCAAGGUAUGGGUUUUGUGUUGUGCAGUGGGGAGAUUAUUGAUCGCUAUCUUGGCCGUGAAUUGCCAACCGGAUACACCUACACCAGAUCACGAGGAACAAGGGGAACAGUUGUGACUUUGAGGUUAACAGCGCUGAGGUAGGCCGGGGUGGUUGGUUCUUGGCACCACCGGCAGAAUUUCAAGUGAAAGAGGGGAGUGCCUAUUACGGGGUUCUACAGCGUACAAUUUCGUCGUUAUGCAGGCAGGCUUCCGGCGCUUGGGUUUACGACUAAACCCAAGUCGCUUCAGUCAUAAAGGAGGCGCGCCCUGGAAAAGAUGGUCUAUAAAUUAUCGACAGGCUUGCCUUUGGGUUUAUUUCCGCGAUGCUCUUACUCAUUAGAGAAAGGCUAGGUACCUAG